CGCCGGCGCGCGUGCGCACGGCCGCGCGCCCUGAGCCGCGGAGUCUCCAGCGCCGCUCAGCAGAUCCCACUCUUUCCGGCGCCGCUACUCACACAGGCUUCCAGCCGCCACUGGGCGUCCUCUGUCUGCGGUAGCGCAGCCGAGGCGGCGGUGGGAAAGGUAGCUGCAGCCCGGCGCGGUCUCAGAGCUCCGUGCCCUGGACCGAGUCCGGGGAGAAGCAGAGAAGGAGGACGCAGAGGCGAGGAGAAGCCGCGCCGCGCCCGGGUCCGCGCGGCUGGCUGCCUCCGCUACCGGUACCGCGGCCCCAGGUCCUUUGCAGCCAGCAUGAUGCCAUCCUUAUAAACCGUGGAGGAGAGAGCGCUCACCAUGUUCAGCUGUGCAACCAGCCCCAGAGAGGCAGUGUGUCUCUGAGUCACCUGAGCUCCGUGCUGCUGCCUUCCUGCUGUCCACCCACCUCUCUUCACCUCUGACGAUCUUCCUAGUGUCUGCAGGCUCUUCUGGGACGACUAUCUCAGAGGGAAGUGCCUCUCAGAAGCAUCUGGCAUGUCAGAGCUACAGUGUCUUCCAUGGGACUUCCUUUGUGAACAGCUUCCAUUUAAAAGAGUUGUGUGAAUACCUUGUUUCAGUCAAGUUCCCAAAGAACACAUUUGUCUUCUGAUCUGCUGGAGGUCUUAAGGAAGCUACUAGAGAAUGAGCUCCACAAAAAUGAGGACGUAAACCAAGAAAGAGGAAACCAUGGGAUCCAGGAAGCGGGGGACCCAACACAGGCGAGAGGCACAGGGAUUUCGCAAGAUGGUGUUAAAAAGAAGCCCCAGGACAACAGAAUCCGAUGAUCUCCGUGGGGACCCUGCACUCAGCCAUCAAAGCACUCCCGCCCCUCAGGAUGCUCGUAAUUCAAUAGUAGAUGCAGGCGGCGUUGAAAGCAUCACACAGUGUCCCCAGCAGCUUCCUCAGAUGAUGGCUGCAGCAGCCGAUGGUUUGGGGAGUCUCGCGAUCGACACGACCCAGCUGAACAUGUCAGUGACGGACCCCACCGCCUGGGCCACCGCUAUGAAUAACUUGGGCAUGGUUCCCGUGGGGUUGCCUGGACAGCAGCUUGUGUCGGACUCAAUCUGUGUACCAGGCUUUGAUCCAGGCCUCAACAUGAUGACGGGGAUCACCCCUAUUAACCCAAUGAUACCAGGCCUGGGGCUGGUACCUCCCCCGCCAACAGAAGUGGCUGUCGUCAAAGAAAUAAUCCACUGCAAAAGCUGUACUCUUUUCCCCCAAAACCCAAAUCUUCCACCUCCCUCCACAAGAGAACGACCUCCCGGGUGUAAGACCGUGUUUGUCGGAGGAUUACCAGAAAACGCCACUGAGGAAAUCAUCCAAGAAGUCUUUGAGCAGUGCGGUGACAUCACAGCGAUUCGGAAAAGCAAGAAGAAUUUUUGUCACAUUCGCUUUGCCGAGGAGUUCAUGGUUGAUAAAGCCAUUUACCUUUCUGGUUACCGGAUGCGCUUAGGGUCUAGCACGGACAAAAAGGACUCAGGCCGGCUGCACGUGGACUUCGCCCAGGCCCGGGACGACUUCUACGAGUGGGAGUGCAAGCAGAGGAUGCGCGCCCGCGAGGAGCGGCACCGGCGCAAGCUGGAGGAGGACCGGCUGCGGCCGCCCUCGCCGCCGCCCAUCAUGCACUACUCUGAGCACGAGGCCGCGCUCCUGGCCGAGAAGCUGAAAGACGAUAGCAAGUUUUCAGAGGCCAUCACAGUGCUGCUGUCCUGGAUUGAGCGAGGGGAAGUAAACCGGCGGUCUGCAAACCAGUUCUAUUCCAUGGUGCAGUCGGCCAACAGCCACGUCCGCCGGCUGAUGAACGAGAAAGCCACCCAUGAGCAGGAGAUGGAGGAGGCCAAGGAGAAUUUCAAAAAUGCCUUAACCGGGAUCCUCACUCAAUUUGAGCAGAUUGUGGCCGUUUUCAACGCUUCUACCAGACAAAAAGCUUGGGACCAUUUCUCGAAAGCUCAGCGCAAGAACAUAGACAUUUGGCGAAAGCAUUCUGAGGAGCUCCGGAACGCUCAGAGUGAACAGCUUAUGGGCAUCCGCCGAGAAGAAGAGAUGGAAAUGUCGGAUGAUGAGAACUGCGACAGCCCUACUAAAAAAAUGAGAGUUGAUGAAUCAGCCCUGGCCGCCCAGGCCUACGCGCUUAAAGAAGAGAACGACAGCCUCCGGUGGCAGCUGGACGCCUACAGGAACGAAGUGGAGCUGCUGAAGCAGGAGAAAGAGCAGCUGUUUCGAACGGAAGAAAACCUGACCAAGGACCAGCAGGUGCAGUUCCUGCAGCAGACCAUGCAAGGCAUGCAACAGCAAUUGCUGACCAUCCAGGAGGAGUUAAACAACAAAAAGUCAGAAUUGGAACAAGCAAAGGAAGAGCAGUCACACACACAAGCAUUACUCAAAGUCCUCCAGGAACAAUUGAAGGGUACCAAGGAGUUGGUCGAGACCAAUGGCCACAGCCAUGAGGACACAAAUGAAAUUAAUGUGUUGACAGUCGCAUUGGUCAACCAAGACCGAGAGAACAAUAUUGAGAAAAGAAGCCAAGGCUUAAAAUCAGAGAAAGAAGCUCUGCUAAUAGGCAUCAUAUCAACGUUUCUUCACGUCCACCCUUUUGGAGCCAAUAUAGAAUAUCUCUGGUCAUACAUGCAGCAGCUGGACUCCAAGAUAUCUGCAAAUGAAAUCGAAAUGCUUUUGAUGAGGUUGCCACGCAUGUUUAAACAGGAAUUCACAGGCGUGGGAGCAACGCUGGAAAAAAGGUGGAAGUUGUGUGCCUUUGAAGGAAUUAAAACUACCUAACUGUGAAGAGCAGCAAAGUCUCUGGAUAUGAAACUGCCUGAAACCCAGUCAGGGCUGUGCAGCGUGAACCCAAGAGGUUUGGGGCUGGUCCAGCACAGGACCUUUAUGGAGCCAUCAGAGCCUGACUUCAGUUGCAUCUGUGGCGUUCUCUUGUGAGUGGAAAUGUAAUUGUGUACCAGUUCCCGAAAACAAACAAACAAAGCUUCAUACUGUGACAGAUCUGUUUGCUAUGAAAACCAACGAUUCCACAGUCAUGAUGGCAAAACCUUAAAAUAUGCUACCUUUGAGAAUAGCUCACCAAGUAAAAUAUUUAAAGUUGAUGAUGGUGUGGCAAUGGUUGUUGCUAGGCUACAGAGUUGUUGUAUAUGUAAUCUAUAGCUGAAAUCAUUCAAUGACAUUUUCCUGAAAGUCUUUCUGUUUUAGUAAAGAAAAAAAAAAAGCGAGAAAAGAAAAGUAAUUCUACAGUGAGGAAAAAAAAUCAUACCAAAAGAAAACUUGAAUAUGUGUCUGAACAGUUACUGUAUUUUGUAAAUUAAGUUAUAUGCUGUUCUAGGGACUUUUGCCUUAUUGAAGAGGCAGAAGAUGUGAUUGGACUCCUUGAGAAUGCUUUACCAAGAAUAUUAUUUUUCUAAUGUAACAGUUCUCCAUCAUAAGUUCUUUUAACAUGGACUGCAUAACAAUUUUCAUAAAAUGUAAAUAAAAGAAAAACUAGUGCUACGGUCUUGUACUUGGUAUAAAAUUCAGGUUUCUGCAUCAAAAUAAACAUUCAGUAAAUAUUCCUGUUACAAAUUUUAUAGCAAAGAAGAUACUAAUUUUUUUCAAUAAAUAUGACUUCUACCAUA
This is a messenger RNA of Eubalaena glacialis (North Atlantic right whale), 3668 nucleotides long. It is a transcript of the gene ENOX1, whose product is annotated as ecto-NOX disulfide-thiol exchanger 1. Bases 736 to 2826 code for a protein of 696 amino acids. The record is from RefSeq and is a predicted model, not a curated record. The transcript is spliced from 19 exons. Gene Ontology annotation, biological process: ultradian rhythm. Lineage: Eukaryota; Metazoa; Chordata; Mammalia; Artiodactyla; Balaenidae. Gene Ontology annotation, cellular component: plasma membrane; external side of plasma membrane. Gene Ontology annotation, molecular function: protein-disulfide reductase activity; RNA binding.